This is a messenger RNA of Penicillium egyptiacum, 621 nucleotides long. Lineage: Eukaryota; Fungi; Ascomycota; Eurotiomycetes; Eurotiales; Aspergillaceae. The record is from the annotation of a GenBank genome assembly.
AUGCUGGCUCUCAGUAUUGUCUUGUGUGCCCUACUAGGCACUUCCUUGGCUUUCGCCAUCGUCGAGCUGGGCCUGUCGGCGUUCGUUGCUGCUGCAUAUUAUGGCACACAAGAAGUCGUCACCACCUGGAGCGCAUAUUCGGGCUAUUCCUACAGUCAAGUCGACGUAAAUCCUCCGGCUAUCCUCGUUUUCCUUGUCUUCUCUUCAGUUUGGACUAUUCUCGUGACAGUCGCCGCCCUAGUACUGCCCUGGUACUAUACUCGCAAGGGCUUCGUGACCGCAAAGCUCAACACUGUUCUCGCUGCUAUCUUCGUGGCCAUUUAUUUCGUCACUAUGGUAUUCUGGCUAGCAUGCUUUGCUGACCUCGCCAGUCUCCUUGGUGGUGGUACUAGUGUAAACGCCUACUACAAUGCCGUGCUUGCCUUUGGUGUGCUCCUUUGGCUACUGUUUGUUGCCCUCGUCGUAUUCACCAUUCUUGCCAUGUGUGGUGUUUUGGUGUCUGACUGGGCUGGGUACCAGUCUCUCAGGAAGGAUAAUGGAGUUGGUGGGCACCAGACUAAUGCUGACCCUGCCCACGAGGUGCCGAUAAGUACGAACCCUGUAGUUCUGCGGAAGCUGUGA